AUGUCUUUACAUUUUGCUUUCAUGCCAUUUAUUGUUUGGCAAUGUCUGCCUUUUCCACAUGGUUUGGGAUUAGCAAAGUUAGAUCCACAUGAUAUUUCAUAUAUGAAAAUUCCAUCGGAAGAACACGCCGUUCUACUAUCGUAUCCGCAGGAAACUUCCUCUUGUGAAGUUGCGUCAUAUCGGGGUAUUACCACGGCAUUUAUUGUUAUCAGCAAAAUGAGAAUUGCCGUUGUGAAGUUAAUUCAAAAAGAUGAAGAUUUGAAUAAGAUGCCAAUUACGACAAGGCGUAUAUAUUUGGAACAUUUAAAAAUCAAAGGAAUAUUACACCUAAGAGGAGUCAUCGAACUUUGGGAGACAGAACACAUGGAUCAUAUUCAUGGGAAUAGAGGGAAAAAAUGGACGAAAUUUUUUGAAAAUAAAGAAAAUUUAAAAAUAUUUCAGAAUUUUUGGUCAAAACCGGAUGACAUAGAUAUCGAACGAGCAGUAGAUGAGAUGCAAAGCUUUUACAAGUUUUUAUCAGAAAAGAUUCAUAUAUCACCAAGGGAUGAAUUUGUGGAAUGGAAUCGUGACAUGUUAACGCCAGUUCGAAAUAAAAUUGCCGAAUACAUGUGUAAAUCAUUGAAUAUUGAUUACCGUGUAAUUAAAUCUGCCGACUUCGAUCAUAAAAACCGAAAAUAA
Funneliformis geosporum is the source of this 678-nucleotide messenger RNA. The record is from the annotation of a GenBank genome assembly. Lineage: Eukaryota; Fungi; Glomeromycota; Glomeromycetes; Glomerales; Glomeraceae.